This is a messenger RNA of Sitophilus oryzae (rice weevil), 1374 nucleotides long. Its product is annotated as sodium channel protein Nach-like. Gene Ontology annotation, cellular component: membrane. Lineage: Eukaryota; Metazoa; Arthropoda; Insecta; Coleoptera; Curculionidae. The record is from RefSeq and is a predicted model, not a curated record. Gene Ontology annotation, biological process: sodium ion transmembrane transport. The transcript has 8 exons. The coding region runs from base 1 to 1341 and encodes 446 amino acids. Gene Ontology annotation, molecular function: ligand-gated sodium channel activity.
AUGAUUGCAAAAUUUGAGGAAUAUUUUUGUGAAAAUAGCAGCAUUCAUGGUUUAAAAUUUGUAGGAGAUAAACGUAUUCUUAGAGUAGAAAGGUUAUUUUGGAUAAUUGCGGUGGCUAGUGCAUUCGCUUCCGGCUAUUAUUUGAUUCAAUCCAAUUGGGAUCAUUACAGAGCUAAUCCUACUGUAGUAACUAUAAGGAAAGAUUACAGAAAUUGGGAGAAUCCAUUUCCGGCAGCAACAGCCUGUUUUGUGGAUCGUGUAGACAAAGAAAAAGCAAGAAUAUACAUAGAAAAAAAGUUUGGCGUUACCAGCGACAACAAAAAAUUCGACUAUUAUAUGAACUUUAUAAAUAUUUUAUCAAACGCAACCUAUGCAACAUUUUCACACCUGGAACCUUAUCAAAACGAUGGAACUUUAUCUAAUAUAAAUAUGAUCGAACUAGUGACGCAAGUCCAUCCUGAUCUUAGCGGUAUUUUGGUCACUUCCCACACACAUGUAAAGGCCGAUUGGGAAAUGGUGUUAACUGAAAAUGGACUUUGCUUUUCCGUAAACUCAGAAUUUUCUGACUUACUUUCUCCAAGUUAUAAAAGGAAAAGCUCAAAACUGAGGACGACUAAAGGCAAUCUAAAAUGUCAUUAUCUUAACGGUCUCUGUUACGCUAGAUAUGAUUCUGAUCCAGAGAUGCCUAUUAUGUACUAUAUUCAUUCUUAUCUUGAUAUUGCCCAUGCCACAUCAGAGCCACCCUUCCUAGUUGGUAAGAGCGAAGAAUUUGAAAUCAACUUCAAGCUAACAGAAACGUACAGUUCACCUAAUAUAAGAUAUCUAACACCGCAACAAAGAAAUUGCAGAUUUGAUAACGAGCCACUGACAAACAAUAUUCCAGUUUAUAGUAAAAGCAUUUGCUACGUCGAAUGCAGAUAUAGAAUAGCAGUGAAAACAUGCGGAUGUAAACCUUUCUUCUAUAACUUUUUGGGUGGCAAAGUGUGUAAUAUCAAAGGAUUAGUUUGCUUGUCUCAAAUACACCAUUUGUUUAAUCAAUCGCUUCAGACUCUUGAUUGUGCUUGCCCACAGCCUUGUGACUUAAUUGUGUAUUUAAAGGACACUCCGCAAUUAACAAAAUGGGAAACAGGAUUUUUUGGAGAAAGAAUAACAUUUAGAUGGGGAUUGCUCUCACCCACAACGAAGUAUCAUAGAAAGGUACUGUUCGGAUUUCAAGAUCUAAUUGUGUCUUUUGGUGGAAUUUUAUCCCUUUUCUUAGGAAUGAGCUUUAUUAGUGUAACUGAAUCAGUAUUCUUACUACUCGACUUUCUAUAUCAACAUCUAGUUAAAAAGAAAGUGUAAAAAAUAUAUGUGAUGAUAAUUUGUUAUUAUAUU